Messenger RNA from Olea europaea var. sylvestris, 1398 nucleotides. RefSeq names its product RING-H2 finger protein ATL51-like. Gene Ontology annotation, molecular function: transferase activity. The transcript has a single exon. The record is from RefSeq and is a predicted model, not a curated record. Lineage: Eukaryota; Viridiplantae; Streptophyta; Magnoliopsida; Lamiales; Oleaceae. Gene Ontology annotation, biological process: protein ubiquitination. Bases 272 to 1231 code for a protein of 319 amino acids.
CAUAAUCCUUGGUGAAUAAAAGCACCAAAGUAAAAGCCAAAAAUAUAAAGCAAGAAUAUGGGGAACGGAGCCAAAGAAGAAGAAGAAUAUGGGAGGAUACAUCAACUUUCACCUUCUCUUUACCUUUCUUUCCUUCUCCUAGAGCUUAUCGGCAAAAACGAAUUAAUUUAGAUAGCCCUUCGUGGCUCUGGUGUCGGCUACCCCACCCCUCAAGGGGAUGGCAGUAUAGGCUAUUGAAAAUUUUAUUGACAGUACUAUAGAUUUCUUGUGCAUGGGAUCUAUUGGAAAUACGAAUCCUUGGGCACCUUAUAGUUACAAGGACUGUUCACAAGGAAUUUGUAGCAUGUAUUGUCCACAGUGGUGCUACAUAAUCUUCCCUCCUCCUCCCCGUCCUCCUCUAUCAGAGGAUGAUUCCAAGACCCCAUUUUCCCCUCUGGUUAUCGCUAUCAUUGGCAUCGUGGCAAUUGCGUUUAUGCUGGUAAGUUACUAUACCAUUGUCACAGGAUAUUGCGGGCAAAGAAAUAAUCCAAAUGCGAGUGUGGAAUUGGAUGAAAUUCACGAUGAAACGAAUCGUGAUCAGCGGCAGGUUACUUCAAAUGGACUAGACGAGGCACUUAUUAAGACUAUCACAGUUUUUAAGUACAACAAAAGUGAUGGUCUAAUUGAAGGGACUGAGUGUUCUGUUUGUCUAAGUGAAUUCGAAGAAAAUGAGAGUCUUCGACUACUUCCAAAAUGCAGCCAUGCUUUUCACCUUCCUUGUGUCGAUACAUGGUUAAAAUUUCACGCGAAUUGUCCUCUUUGUCGUGCCAAUGUUACUUCUACGAAUCCUGUGCCUCUAUCUGCUCCGAGUUCUCAAAAUUCGCCGGCUCUCAACAUAGCAUCUCUUGAAGUUCAAGGCUCGGAUGAUUUAAUCGUGGUGGUGGAUGAUCAUGAUCGUGAAAGUAACCACCAUGAGAAUGAGGUUGUUAGUGUUACCGAUGAUACUCGACCAAAAAGCCCCUGUCCACCCAAUACCAAUGCGGAGGAUUCCGAAACAAGAAAUAGUAACAUUACAAGGACUACUGAUCCUAAAGAUGGUAACAACUUUACCAGAUCAAGUUCUUUAGGUACAUUUUCGUGUCAAAACGAUCUUUCAGUUGGUGAAAUUUUGCGAAUUGAAGAAGGUGAUGAAGACAUACGAAUGAAGAAAUGUCAAUCUUGGAAGGAAUCUGGUUCCUCAAGAGGACUUUAAUUGUUCAGUUGCAAUAAAAAGAUCCAUUUCCACUGGCAGAUGCGUGUGCACUGUUCAUGACGAAGGCAAGAAUUCUGUAAUCCUUCAUUGAAUAGAUAUAUCUUCUGCGGAGAAUAAUCUUUGUAAAUUGUCAAGAUUUACCAAUAUAAAUGAAAAUAAUGAGCUCA